UGUCAUAUAGCUGUGACUAUUGGCAACCCUGUCACUUUCGGUCCUGAUUGAAAUUUGUUUUAUUUUUGUUAAGCAUGCAGAUUACAAUCAAAGUCCUUAAGGGACAAGAUUGCACGCUAAAUGUCUUGCCCUCAUCCACCAUUCUGGAUGUAAAGAAACAAAUAGAAUCUGCGCUGAAAAUACAGGCAUCAAAUCAGAAACUUCUACUUCUUGGACGACCCCUCAAUAAUGAGGCAACAGUUGCAUCCUAUCCCAAUAUUAAGAAUGGCACCAAAUUAAAUCUAGUCGUAAUGAAGCCGGCACUACGAGACUGCAUUCAUCGGGCGUUUCGCAAAUACUACACGGAACAGCAGUCGGAGCUACUGACAAACCAUUUUAUUGCUGAUUUCGAAAAGAGAACCAAGGAAUUGAGUCUGGACGAUUUGGAGAGGCUGGCAGAUAACAUAACGAGUGCUUGAUGGACCUCCAAUGUGUAGAUUUAAAUGUGAGGGAAAUUGUAAUACUAGCGGCUAUAUAAAAUAAACAGGUAUAUUAAACAAAAUAAA
Drosophila willistoni is the source of this 545-nucleotide messenger RNA. RefSeq names its product ubiquitin-like protein 4A-B. Gene Ontology annotation, molecular function: protein binding. Lineage: Eukaryota; Metazoa; Arthropoda; Insecta; Diptera; Drosophilidae. The transcript is spliced from 2 exons. Gene Ontology annotation, biological process: post-translational protein targeting to endoplasmic reticulum membrane. The record is from RefSeq and is a predicted model, not a curated record. Bases 75 to 458 code for a protein of 127 amino acids.